This is a messenger RNA of Mollisia scopiformis, 2796 nucleotides long. RefSeq lists its product as uncharacterized. Gene Ontology annotation, molecular function: protein binding. The coding region runs from base 136 to 2541 and encodes 801 amino acids. Gene Ontology annotation, cellular component: nucleus. NCBI's taxonomy places the organism in Eukaryota, Fungi, Ascomycota, Leotiomycetes, Helotiales, Mollisiaceae. Gene Ontology annotation, biological process: positive regulation of transcription by RNA polymerase II. The transcript is spliced from 5 exons. The record is from RefSeq and is a predicted model, not a curated record.
UCUCCCGUUGCGACACCCUCGGCUCUAACCGCUCCGCGUCAGAGGUGCGGUGGCUGACGGAGUGUUUUUCCACAUUCGCAGUCUGCAAGGCACAGGGACGACGAGCGAAAACUUUCGCGAUCCAGAUCCGCGACGAUGAACAACGUAAACAUGGGUGGCAUGAAUGCCAUGGGCGGUCCCGUUGGGGGUGGGAUACCCAUGGGUAUGAAUAAUGGCGCUGCUGGAGUCCGACCACCGAUGAUUGGGAACGACAACCAACGCAUGCAGCUCAACACUUAUAUCUACGAGUACUUCUUACGGAAUGAGAUGUACGACUGUGCCAGGUCGCUGCUCAACAGUGAAGGGAUCAGUCUAAACCUCAUCAAGGACAGUCCAGGACGUCGCCGCGAAAACGGGGCUGGUGAUGAAGGUGGAGACGGCGAAUCCAAAGAUGAUGCUGAUUCCAAACGACCUUCUGAUCUCCCCGAGCCUUCCGUGCCAAAGGACUGUCCUGAAAGCUGUUUCUUAUAUGAGUGGUGGUGUCUAUUUUGGGAUAUGUUCAAUGCGCAACGUGGAAAAGGAGAAGGCCGCAACGUCCUUCAAUAUGUCCACCACACACAGUCCCAGUCGAGGAUGAGGCAAGAACAGCAACAACAAAUGCUUAGAGGUAUACAGCGUGGCAAUAUGAUGCCUGGACAAUAUGAGCAGAUGAUGAUGGGCCAAGGACGACAGACGAAUGGCUUGCCUAUAAAUCCCAACGAGCUACGUCAAAAAGCUAUUCAGAACAAUAGAAACACGACCCCGCAGCAACAAUUGAUGAUGGCGCAGCAGCAGCAAAAGCAGCAAGCCAUGCAACGCGAUCCUUCCGAUGGUAACAAUCAGCAACGACCUCAAUCUCCUGGUUCAGCAGAAAAUGCCCCGUCCCCUUCGAAACGACCUCGUCUUGAUGGAACACCUUCUUUCAACCCUCAACAAAUACCAAAUGGGAGAGGACAAGUUGCAGGAAUGCCGCAACAGGUGGGAGAUACUGGCCCCAGCAAUGCUCUUCAAGCUGCUCAUAUGCAGCUUACAAAUGGCAUCGAACAAAACAAUCUGACAGCUCAGCAGUUCCAGAACCUCCCGGGCGGACCGAACGCAAGCGCCCAACAAGCAAGAUUAGCAGGCUAUCAAGCCAACAUGGUUCAGCAACAAGCUCAACAAGCUGGUGCAAUGGGCGCUGUUAAACCCAUGCCGAAUCAAGGCGGACCUCAGAACCAAGGUUCACCCAUGAUGACGCAGGGUCAAGAUGGCGGAGCGAUCGCCAACUACUACAACCCGGGUGAAAUGGGACCAAAUGGAAUCCGGGGUGCGCCAGGUGGUCAGCCAGGCGGCUCUGGAGGCAAUCACGCUCUUCAAGAUUACCAGAUGCAAUUGAUGCUCUUGGAGCAGCAAAAUAAAAAGAGGCUCAUGAUGGCACGUCAAGAGCAAGACAAUAUGAUGCCACGUCCUGACGGUCAAGGCGGUCCUGGAGCUCCAGGAGCUAACGGACAAGCCUUCCAGGGUAGCUCACCUCAAGGCGGGCCUCGCAAUUCUCCCAACCCUGGUGACCAGAUGAAGAGAGGCACACCACACAUGAACAAUGCUGGUAUGCCAUCGCCGCUUCCCGAAGGACAGUCUCGAGGUUCUCCAAGCAAUGGUAUGAACUUCAAUUUGCCCGGUGGCCCAAUGGAUCCAACCAUGAAUCCUCAAUACUUCAACAAGAUGAAUGGCAUGGAUCCAAACAUGGUUGCUGGUAUGGGCCCUAACGGCAUGCGUCCUCCAAGCUCUCAUCCGGGUGGUGCCUUCAACCAAAUGACACCUCAGCAAAUGAUGGCCCGUCAGCAGCAACAAGCACAGCAACAAGCUGUUCAGAACCAGUGGCAAACUGGUCCUAAUGGACAAAUGAUUCCACAACCUGGUGCUCAAGGACCGCCACAACAAAAUAUGGGCACUCCACAACAACGCAACAUGCCACCACCAUCAGUCCCAGCUGGUGGUGCAGCUGCUAAUGGUCGUGCAACCUCGUCCCCCCAGCAGAACGCUGCUCCUCCGACCCCCUCGCAAGUGAACAAAGCAAAUCCCAAGAAGAAGGCUGCAACAGAAUCAAAGGAUUCAAAAGCAAAGCGGGCUGCAAAGAAGGGAUCAAAUGCAAACCUCAACGCUGGUGCUACGCCAUCCGCCGAUGCCGAUGCCGCCGCAGCGGCCACGCCUACACCUGCGACACCGAUCACCCCCCAACAUCCGAGCAGCUUCAAAGGCCAAAAUGGCGCCGCCCAGCCUGCAACGAACGCCCAACCUCCCGCUCCUAGCGCAAAUACUACAGUCUUGCAGCAAGACCCUGUCAGCUUCAUGGACACUAACGCUUUCGAUGCUUUUGGAGGUAAUGUUAGUAUGGAUUUUGCAAAUCUUGGCAAUGGCAACUCGGACGUCCUGCAGGACUUCGAUUUCGAUUCGUUCUUGCACCAAGACGAGGGCGUCGGAGAUGGUAGUUUCAAUUUCGACGGCUUCCAAGGUCUAGACGGAGGCGAGAUCGGUGCCGAUUGAUCGUCGAGGCAUGUCAAGAGUCAACAAUUUCCCGGCGUUUUCGAGCAUACCUUCCGGCGUUAAGCGGAUCAUACCAUCUCGGUCCCGGCGUGUUCCAUGUCCAUGCGAAAAGAGUCCCGGUUCAAUGAUUAGAGAGAAGAGAGAGCAAAGUUCCAGGUGCCUGAAAAUUUCAUAUUUCUACAUAUACAUUCGUCGUUUCCGUGCGAUAGGAUAUGGGACGGUCAUGCUUCUUUUGUUUUAUGUUUAUGCUUGGAC